GUAAUUUUUACGUGAAUAACAUCAAAAAAUGGCGUCUGGUGUGACAGUUUCGGACGCUUGCAAGACCACUUACGAAGAGAUCAAGAAGGACAAGAAGCAUCGUUACGUUGUCUUCUACAUCCGUGACGAGAAACAGAUCGACGUCGAGACGGUUGGCGAACGCAACGCCGAAUACGAACAGUUCCUCGAGGAUCUGCAGAAGGGCGGUACCGGGGAAUGCAGAUAUGGCCUGUUUGACUUUGAAUACACGCACCAGUGCCAGGGCACGUCGGAGGCUAGCAAGAAACAGAAGCUCUUCCUGAUGUCGUGGUGCCCGGACACCGCCAAGGUUAAGAAGAAGAUGUUGUACUCUAGCUCGUUCGACGCUCUGAAAAAGUCCCUUGUCGGAGUUCAGAAGUACAUCCAAGCGACCGACCUCUCGGAAGCGUCUCAGGAGGCCGUCGAAGAGAAGCUCCGCGCCACCGAUCGCCAAUAAACAGCAUUUACACACGAGCUCGCGACGAAACCGAACCCGCUCUCCGACACUCCUGCCCUGACGACACGCGGCCACGACACCACUAGCCGCUUAGUAUUAUUACAAAGGAAAACGAAUAGUAUUAAUAUGAUUGAUUUUACUGGUGGUAGGACCUCUUGUGAGUCCGCGCGGGUAGGUACCACCGCCCCCUGCCUAUUUCUGCCGUGAAGCAGUAAUGCGUUUCGGUUUGAAGGGCGGGGCAGCCGUUGUAACUAUAUGGGUGGCACAUUUAUGUUGUAGAUGUCUAUAGCUUCCAGUAACCACUUAACACCUGGUGGGCUGUGAGCUCGUCCAACCAUCUAAGCAAUAAAAAAACUAAAAAAAUUGAGACUUAAAAAACCCGUGUGAUAUCCAUGACAGUUUGAAUUGUUCGUUUUAUCAUCAUUGCCUGAGAUGAAACAUUAGAACUUCAGUAUUGUGGUGUGGGGGUGGAGAGAUUGGUUUUAUUUCGUUGCCCGUCGCGUGGAUUCUUUUUUUAUAUCAUUUCAAUUUGAAGCUUUGCUGUCAACUGAUCGAGGUAGGGUCAUGUAAUUGUACAUUUUACUAUAAAACCGACCUCAUAGUUAAGGGAUCUUAUGUAAUAAUUUAAAUUAUACUAAUUAAAUAUAUAUACAUAUAUAUUUUUUCCUGUAACUAAAUAAGUUAAGCUCAAAUUCAGUCAAGUAUGUUGUUUUUUUUUAAAAUACAAAAUACGCCGGUCGGCCUCUAGAUUUGUAAUAUAAAGAAGGAUUUUUAUACUUUAGUUUUCGUUUGGAACUCGCUAACUUAAGCUUGUCGCUAUCGAGCGACGGAUAAGUAUUUUGUAACCAAUUUAUUCAGAAAUACACUCGAUAUAAGUGAUUA
Molecule: messenger RNA, 1357 nt
Organism: Bombyx mori (domestic silkworm)
Lineage: Eukaryota; Metazoa; Arthropoda; Insecta; Lepidoptera; Bombycidae
Gene: tsr
Product: actin-depolymerizing factor 1
Biological process (GO): actin filament fragmentation; actin filament severing
Cellular component (GO): actin cortical patch; cytoplasm; actin cytoskeleton
Molecular function (GO): actin filament binding
Source: RefSeq, marked provisional